Messenger RNA from Pelobates cultripes (western spadefoot toad), 296 nucleotides. The record is from the annotation of a GenBank genome assembly. Lineage: Eukaryota; Metazoa; Chordata; Amphibia; Anura; Pelobatidae.
AUGGCGGCGGCAAGCAUACCACACAAACCAAAACGCUUACCUGAGAUGGAGGAUCACAGCGACAUUCAACAGCGCAUAGAUGCAGCUUUUGCCCGAUUCUGGUACAGGCUGGGACAAAGGCUACAAGCGCCAAUGGCAAACAAGCAACCCCAGCCAGCUGCGAGCGGACUGAACCGAACCCACGGAGUGUGGAGAAUGGCACCACCACAAGGGCAGCCAGGCCGCAAGACUGGAUCGGGGAACGCAGGAAAGAGGCACCCCACUCCGGGCACAGCAACUACCCCCAAGACAACCGC